Molecule: messenger RNA, 1777 nt
Organism: Amborella trichopoda
Lineage: Eukaryota; Viridiplantae; Streptophyta; Magnoliopsida; Amborellales; Amborellaceae
Gene: FMO1
Product: flavin-dependent monooxygenase 1
Molecular function (GO): N,N-dimethylaniline monooxygenase activity; NADP binding; flavin adenine dinucleotide binding
Source: RefSeq, a predicted model, not a curated record
AUGGAAAACCAUGAUUUCUCUCCAAAAUCCGGUUUUAUCGAAACCAAGGUUGCCAUAGUGGGGGCUGGGAUAAGCGGUAUUGCAGCAGCAAAACAGCUUAGGAACCUUAAACCUGUGGUUUUUGAAGUCUCUGAUUCAACAGGUGGUGUAUGGAAACAUUGCACCUUUCAUUCCACAAAGCUUCAAACUCCUCGUCUUGAUUUCCAGUUUUCUGAUUACCCAUGGCCAAAGAGCGUCACCUCUCUCUUCCCUUCUCAUUCUGAGUUCUUGGACUAUCUUGAUGGCUAUGCCCGCCAUUUUGAUGUCCUCAAAUUCAUCAAAUUCAAUUCGAAGGUGGUUCAUAUCCGGUUCUCUGGCGACUGCAAAAGCACUGAAUUUAUUUCGAAUCAGUGGGGUGAGAAGGGACGGCCAAUCUUCAGCCGUCCAAUUUGGGAACUCGCCGUGAAGACCAACGAUUCCGAUGAUCUCCAGUGGUAUCGGGCCGAGUUCGUGGUGAUGUGCACCGGUAAAUACGGCAACAUCCCAAGAAUCCCAGUUUUCCCACAUGGAAAAGGGCCGGAAAAAUUCAACGGCAAGGUCAUGCAUACACUCGACUACUCAAAAUUAGACAAGGAAUCUGCUCAUCAACUUCUCAAAGGAAAGAAGGUGGUGGUGGUUGGGUAUAAAAAGUCCGCUAUUGAUUUAGCUACAGAGUGUGCAGAAGCCAAUCAAGGUCCUGAUGGGAAGCCGUGCACUGUGGUGAUAAGAACCUUGCACUGGAUAGUGCCUCCCACCGAUUACAUCUGGGGGGUGCCCUUCCAUCUUCUCUAUGGUGCAAGAUCAGCACAAUUUCUCCAUGAGAAACCAUCCCAAACCUUUUUUAGAGAGGUCCUUUGCCGUCUAUUUGCUCCUGUGAGAAAAGCUGUUUCCAAGUUUGUGGAGGCUUACUUGAUAUGGAACCUCCCCAUAAAAAAGUAUGGGUUGGUUCCGGACCACCCCUUCGAGGAAGAUUACGCGUCAUGUCAGAUGGCUUUGGUGCCUGAAAACUUCUUUCCAGCAGCUGAUGACGGCCGGAUUAUUUUCCGGCGGGCGGAAAAAUGGUGGUUUUGGAGUGAGGGGAUAGAGUUGGACGACAGAAGCAAGGUGGAGGCUGAUAUUGUGAUGCUUGCCACUGGUUUUGAGGGAAGUAAGAAGCUUAAAUCACUUUUUCCACAGCCACUAACUGGAAUGCUAGAACACCCAUCGGGCGUUAUGCCAUUAUACAGAGGCACAAUCCAUCCUCUAAUUCCAAAUAUGGCAUUUGUGGGGUAUAUCCAAGGUGUCUCCGGUGUCCAUGCUGCUGAGCUGCGCUGCAAGUGGCUUGCGCACCUUAUCGAGGGCGGCUUUGUGCUUCCUAGUGUGGAAGAGAUGAUGGAGCACACUAACAAAGAGAUAAAGGUUAUGACGAAGAGCACAAGGUUUUACAAGAGACAGUGCACUUCCACCUUUGAUAUCAGCCAAUAUGAUGAAAUAUGUGAGGACAUGGGUUGGAAGGCUUGGAGGAAGAAGAACUGGGUUUCGGAGGCUUUUUCUGCAUACACAAAUCUUGACUAUGGAGAUGAGAAUUAGGAAAGCUUUAGGUUACUAAACCACUAAGUAAAAUAUUAGUUAGUGUCGAAGCUUAGUUUAGUAUACGGUCAGCAAUAUAAAUAUGUGAUCCCAUGAAUUUCCAUGUAGAAUUUGUUUCUGCCCAGUUAUUUCCAUCAUGUAGAAGCUAGAAGACUUGGGAUCUUUUUAGGGUUGAACUGCAUUGACUUCA